This is a messenger RNA of Strongylus vulgaris, 342 nucleotides long. The record is from the annotation of a GenBank genome assembly. NCBI's taxonomy places the organism in Eukaryota, Metazoa, Nematoda, Chromadorea, Rhabditida, Strongylidae.
AUGGAUCUGGCAUCACUUAUUUGGAUGGUAUCUAUGGGCUCAAUGUACAUAUUUGGAGCAGCCAUAUACGCAACACGAAUACCAGAGAGAUGGUUUCCCGGACGAUGUGACCUUUGGUUCCAAUCACAUCAACUUUUCCACACUUUCGUUGUAAUAGCUGCUUUUAUUCAUUUUCACGCUAUCACUGAGAUGACAAUGAAGAAUCUGAUGGAGGGCUCCUGUCCUGAGCGCCUAUUAGAAAGAUAUGGAGCAGAGUCUUUCCCAUCAUUCCUGGGUACUCUGCUAGGAUUAGACGAGGAUCCCAACAUCAAAUCCUGGACGCCCGAUAUGAGACCUCCUUAG